This is a messenger RNA of Cylindrotheca closterium, 1618 nucleotides long. The record is from the annotation of a GenBank genome assembly. NCBI's taxonomy places the organism in Eukaryota, Bacillariophyta, Bacillariophyceae, Bacillariales, Bacillariaceae.
AUCAGAAAUCAGAAAUGCACUGGAAUCAAUCUCCUUGCAAUGCCUACCGGUACCUAUGCCAAUAAUGUUUCGCAAUGUCGGUUUCAUUCAACACAUAAGACAUCAAUCCCGAUCGCGAUAUCCAUGUCGCAGUCCAGCCCCUCAACUCGUACACCUAAUUAAGGAUUUGCAACAACGAGCAAAUCAAACGAAAACGGAUGACUUCGGAUCGAUUUACCAUCCACCAACCUAUGAGCACGAGAAUAAGGAUUUGCUCAAGUCGAUCCGAUCCUGUUUGACUGGAAUGAAUCACGAUGACCAUGCAGCCUAUACGAAAGACACUGGAAUGAGCCUUUGUUUCUUGGGAACGGGUGCUGGUACACCAACAAGACAACGGUCCACGACUGCAACGCUCUUGCGACUUGGUGGUUCGAGCAUGCUAUUCGAUGCUGGGGAAGGAGUCCAACGACAAUUACUAUUUGCGAGAGCCAAACCAAGUCAUAUUGAGCGAAUUUUCAUAACACAUCUUCAUGGAGAUCAUGUAUUUGGCUUGCCAGGUUUUCUUCUAGGGCUCCAAGUGCAUAUCAUGGCGAGGCAAAAAGAUGCGAACACUGUCAAGAGCAAACGGAAACAAAAGGAAAUGGAAAAUCACGUCAUUAAAAUUUAUGGUCCCCCUGGACUGUACAACUACAUUGCGUCCAACAUCAUACUGUCGUGUACAAAGUUCCAUUCUCUUUCUAUUGAAGUCUACGAAUUGAUCGGAAGUCGUGCUCGACGCGUCCAUGGAAACAAAAAUAGAGGGGUAAAGAAUCCAUUUGAGGACACCUACCCAGAAUACAACUACGGCCUCAUAAGGCGCAAGUUCAUUUCUCCUGAGGAUGGGGUUUGGACGAUUGAAAACAUUGAGCAAAAGACACGGAACGGUAUCCUCAAUGACAAAACGCGGCAUCUCCCACGCCAAUUGAGAAUCAAGGCUGCGGAACUCGAUCAUUUGCCUGGGGUGGUAACCUUUGGUUUCGUUGUCGAGGAAGAAGAACCUCCUAGAAACGUGGAUCCUGACAAGGCAAAGGCUCUUGGGGUUUUACCCAACGGCAGAAAAUUUGACCUUUUGAAGCAUGGGUUCUCUGUACAAACUGAGGAUGGAAAAAGAACUGUACAGGCGGAAGAGGUGCUGAAACCAAGAAACAAACGGGCAAGGAAAAUAACAAUCACCGGGGAUAAUCGAGGAUGGACAACGCAGAUGUUGCGGCUGGCAGAAAACUCUGAUGUCCUGGUCCAUGAAUCAACGCUGGUAAAGGAAGACUAUAAGCGUGGUCACUCGACUGCCAAUAUGGCGGGAAAGGUUUCGGGUGACGCUCACGCUGCCUUGCUAGUACUCAAUCACAUUAGUUCCAAGUCAGAUAGAAGCGAUAUAUUGGGUAACAGUAACCAGCUGAAGCUGAUAAAGGACGCAAAGGAAAGCUCAAAUGGAAAAUCGGAAGUUAUAGUGGCAUUUGAUUUCAUGGAAUUGUUGGUACCCCGGGACGGUUUCCGAGGUGGUAGCCUCGACGAUGAAUCGCGCCUACACAGUAAAAAAGAGGUUGAAGGUGAUCUUAACGAAACAAGGACGGCGGUGAUGGGUUGGUUUGAAACAAAAUAA